CGGACUUAAAAAAUGGCUUUCCGAGACAUUGCUUUAUUUGAGAUUAAGUAGUACCCGACUAGGGAGUUGCAGACUAAGGUUAAUAAGGACUAACUAGCUACUCUCUGUGAAGCCUGAUUAGAGUAAUGUUGUGCACUCGGUGCAGACCUGAGGUUGCUCCAAAAACCAGGGCUGGACCCUGAAGAAACAUUAACAUUGUGUGGAACUGGAGUAAAUCACCCAACCAAACAAUGGACAAAGGUAAAAGACAACGUUCAAAGAAUUUCAGUGAUUUUGAAAGGACCCUUUUGAAGCAAAUUGUGUCAAACUACCCAAUUAUUGAGAACAAACAGCAUGAUUCAGCAACAGAAAACAAGAAAAAGAAUGCUUGGACUUCAAUUUGCAAUGAAUUUAACUCGAAUGAAAAAGUAAGCAACAGGACACUUCAACAACUUCAGAUCCUGUGGAAAAAUUUAAAAAUGAACUUAAAGAAGACAAAUGCUGUUGCACGUAGGGAGCGUUUCAAGACUGGUGGUGGACCCCCAGAAAGACCAGAGACCGAUGACCUAGGAGACUUGUUGACUUCAAUCAUUGAUAACCAGCAGCCCCUGGAAGAUGAUCACCAGAGUUUGGAGGUCCUGAGACAGGAUGAAAGUCAGCCCACUACAGCUGCAGCAGCCUGGAGGGAAGAUGGUGUCACAAAUUCUGGCCAGAUGAGAAGGACCAAGAGGCUGACCAUGUACGAGAAACUGUCCAUGGAAUUCCAUGAGCACAAAGUAAAGUAUUUAAAAGAUGAACAUGAAAUAAAGAUGAAAAUACUUCAUGUUGAUUUAGCCAUGAAGGAGGAAGAGAGAAACAUGAAGCAGCAGCAGUGCCAAUGUUCUACUGAAACCAGCACCAGUUCAGGGUCGCGAUAUCUCAAUUUGUGA
Micropterus dolomieu (smallmouth bass) is the source of this 908-nucleotide messenger RNA. Its product is annotated as myb/SANT-like DNA-binding domain-containing protein 3. The coding region runs from base 231 to 908 and encodes 225 amino acids. Lineage: Eukaryota; Metazoa; Chordata; Actinopteri; Centrarchiformes; Centrarchidae. The transcript is spliced from 3 exons. The record is from RefSeq and is a predicted model, not a curated record.